This is a messenger RNA of Lagopus leucura (white-tailed ptarmigan), 3790 nucleotides long. RefSeq names its product coiled-coil domain containing 77 (gene CCDC77). Lineage: Eukaryota; Metazoa; Chordata; Aves; Galliformes; Phasianidae. The record is from RefSeq and is a predicted model, not a curated record. Gene Ontology annotation, cellular component: centrosome. The coding region runs from base 58 to 1536 and encodes 492 amino acids. The transcript is spliced from 11 exons.
GCGGGCGGCGGGUCUGUCCGCUGUUUGAGUGUGGGAGGGUAACAAGCGGCGGUCUCCAUGAGCGCUACGGGAGGCUCGGUGGGACGCUCCGCGCGCUCCAGAAGGCUGGCAACCCCCCACAGCUCAUCCAGGUACUCUAGUUCUCAGCCUCAGAGUCAGGGGGACUCUACUCCUCUCCCUUCAAUCAAUGAACGCCUGGCCUUCCUCCGCCCUUCCCGGGAGCUGCUGGAAUACUACCGCAAGAAGAUUGCUGACUUUGAUGAAGAGCAUGAGGAUUUGGUAAAAAGGCUGGAGAGAUACAAAGAAACAUACGAUGAGCAGCACAAACUGCAAUGGGAAGUACGUCAGCGAGAAGAGGAGAUUGCGGAGUUGCAAAAGGCUUUGAGUGACAUGCAAAUCUACCUGUUCCAGGAGAGGGAACAUGUGCUCCGUCUUUACUCUGAGAACGACCGACUGAAAAUCAGGGAAUUGGAGGAUAGGAAAAAAAUUCAACAUCUCCUGGCUUUAGUGGGAACAGACGUAGGAGAAGUUACAUAUUUUCACAAGGAGCCACCACAUAAGGUCACUGUUCUACAAAGGCCAGCUAGCUCCAGAGACUCACAUGAAGGAAAUGACAAUUCUAGAACAGGCACCAAGAGGAGCACUUCAAAACAAGCAGGAAAAGGAGACAUACAUGAAAGUCCGGAGAGAUAUCAGAGGGACAACCAAACACUUCUACUUCAGGUGGAGGCCCUGCAAGCUCAGAUAGAAGAACAGACACGAUUAUCUAAGGAACAGCUUCAGGCAUUACUAGAGGACAGGCGGAUUCACAUGGAAGAAGCCCAGGUCCAGCAUCAGAGAGACCAGGAGAAGAUUAAAACUUUAACAGAUAAACUCAACAAAACUCAAAAUCUCUUGUAUGAGAGUACUCGUGACUUUCUGCAGCUGAAGUCUGAUGUUCGAGACAGUGAGAAAGCGUGGAUGGUAGAGAAGGAAAAUCUGUUGAGGAGGAUUGACAAAGACUCAGAUCAGCUUAUCAGCAGGGAGGCAGGAGAGAAGAAGCAGAGAGAUACCAAGAAGGUGCUUCAAGCAGAUCGUGAAGCUGGGAAGCCCCACAGUAGAGAAGUAAAGACGCUGCAAGAAGAACUAACGCAGGAGCAGCGGCUGUCAAACAUGUACAGAGAACAGUGUAUCACCCUGGAAAGUGAGCUGGCUAGGAUUUGUGAAGAGAGAGAUGUUGGCAGAGAACUCUUUAAGGAACGCUCAGAAAAGAUGGGGAAGCGUUUGAAGCUGGUGACUCAGCGAUACGAGGCCUUGGAAAGACGUCGUAAUAUGGAAGUGGAAGGCUUUAAGAAUGACAUUAAACAGCUCCGGCAGAAACUGAAAGAUGUAGAGAAGCAGCUUUUCAAGGUGACUCUGAAUAUUGGACCAGACCAGGAUCUUGCAAUUCUACAUGAGGUUCGUCAAGGAAACAGACUAACUCGUAAAAUUCAAGAAGAAUUAAAAUACUUAAAAGCAAAAAUCUAUGGCUUAGAGAAUGAACUGCGAGUCUGCUGAAACUGAGGUUUUAGUUGGCAUCAAAGUUUUUGGAAUGGGACAUUGCCUGUUUACUGGCAUCCAGUAAUAGAAGGCUUGAAGAAAUCUGCAGUUAGGAACAUCAUAACAUCCAUCAGUGAUAUACAAGCCAUUCCUAACAUGCCAAACUAGAUUGCUGUGUCUGUUGAUAGGCACCUGAUGAGUCUGCUAUAGAAAGUAUCAGAAGACUGAUACAUCAGGAACAUUCUUAUGCCUUUUAUUACUUUCAUAUUUGUGGUGUAGGGAGUGGUGUAUACUGAUCUUAAACUUCAUUUGGAGCAUUUCAGAAAGCAGGAAUAAAUUAAUGGCCAUUAAAAGAUCUAGUUCAAGAUCUGAAUUGCUUGGCUCACCUUUUCCUAUGUGAGAAAGAGCUUUUAAAGUGUGUUCAGUGAUGACUGUUUUAGUACCUAGGCAAUUCAGGAUGUAACUGGAAAUUUUCUUUGAAAAAGACCUUGCACAGAUCUUUUGUACUAAUUUUGUAUUAAGAUGUAUUAUAUCCAACUCUGCUUUUUACAAUACGACUACUUUUAAAUAGCUUCCCUUUGAUUAUUUCUAACCCAGCUGGGACAAACCUGACUGAUUUUAAUAUGGCGAAAAAAGAUAACAUUUUAUGGCACUUAUCUGCAAGAAUGAGCAAUGUCUACUCUUGUUUUGAAUAGCUGGGGGAAGUGAGAUACCACACUAUCAAGAAUCAUCUUCCCAUCUCCUUUUUUUCUAGCCUCUUGACUCCUGCAGGAAGCUCAUUUAGAAAAAAAAACAGGGCACAUACUAUCUUCCUUAGUCACUAUUAUCGGCCUCUGUAGCUUUAAACUAUACUAUGGUUAUGUACCAAGUCACGAUCACUUUUCACUCAUGAUGGUUUUGUUUCACAGUUGUAACUGAAAUUGGGGUUGAAGAGCAGCUGCCUAGUUGCUACGUGAUGUAUAUAGCUAUAUAAUGAUUAUCUCCAUAGCAGGCAUAAGGUUAUUGCAGUUGUAGAAAACAGAUGAAAUAAUGAGGGAUGCUACAGUGGGCUUCAGCCCAGUUUCUAAUCACAAGGUAUUUGUGCUUUCACUGCAGUGUCAGCAAAUCUUGUCCACCUGGUAGACUGAGAGUAUGCCUGUGCUAGAAAAGCAAUUUCAGGGCUUAAGUUUCCUACUGUACCUUUUUCUACCUUAAAUAUGGCAGAAGCAGCGUAUCAUCUUUCUAAAGAAUACACCUGAAGCAUACCAGCUGUUUCUUAUUUUAAAAAGUACUCCAUGUGAUAGCCCACAGCUUCUUUUGGAUGUGGUAGUGGCAAUGGAGAUCCCCAUUCAGUAUUUGGGAGAGGUAGAUACACAACAGAAGUUCUUGUGCUGUCAAAAUUUGAAGAAAUAGAUACAUUUUUUUAAUACAGUACCAGCUAAAACAAUACACUGGGGAAAUUGCUUUGAAAAGUCAAGGCCUGCUUCAGUUUUGUACCCUGUCUUGGAAAUUUUGCUGUCCCUUAUGGUCCUACACUGUGGCUUUCAUUGGGCACAUGUAUUCUUGAAGUCAUAUUCAGUCAUAUUGAAAUCAGACAGACUUCACUGUGGGUAGAUGUGUAUCUGGGUGCUUAGCCACUACUAAAAUAGGCUCUUUUAAAGUGUAUUAUCACUGACUAGUUUAGCUAAAAAAUGGUGAUCCUGUUCAGAAACUGAUUCGUGGACAGCUUAGAUGCCAAUGCCAUGUGGAUAGCUGGGGGAAGUUAAUAAACUUAUGCUGUCCAUAAUUUAGUCUCAUCCCUUAGCUGCUGAAUACUAUCUCAGAUAAGUCUAGCUAAUUAAAGGAAGCUUGUAUGGGAGAUAAUAUUCUACCAGUCUGAAAACAGAAUACUGUAUAUUAUAUAUAUAUAUAUAUAUAUGUAUAUAUUUUAAAGGUCCUGAAAGGCAACUUCUGAAAAAAUGCUAUAUAAUAAAGUAUUAGCCACUUAGCAAGAUCCAUCUGCUUAAAUUCAAUUGACAGGAAGCCAGCAAAAAAGCCUCUUGAACCAGUAUAGAGAAGUUUUCUGCUUCUUUUCAGCUUUUCCAAACUAUAAGUUGCUGAUUAAGUUAAAUUUUCCUCACUUGAAAGCCAUGCAGUGUAUCUGGAUAAAGACUGUAGGCUCGAAUGUUCACAUUUUUAGCAUUAGGAAGAAGUAUUGGGGAAAGAAGGAUGUAAAUGUUUAAGUUCCUGUCUUCCUUACUAAUAUUUCUUAUUACUUGAAAGACUGAACAGAAUAAACUGGCAACAUUCGUAA